Messenger RNA from Syngnathus acus (greater pipefish), 1026 nucleotides. RefSeq names its product transcription factor 21 (gene tcf21). The transcript has 2 exons. NCBI's taxonomy places the organism in Eukaryota, Metazoa, Chordata, Actinopteri, Syngnathiformes, Syngnathidae. The coding region runs from base 183 to 728 and encodes 181 amino acids. Gene Ontology annotation, biological process: developmental process; regulation of transcription by RNA polymerase II. The record is from RefSeq and is a predicted model, not a curated record. Gene Ontology annotation, molecular function: RNA polymerase II transcription regulatory region sequence-specific DNA binding; DNA-binding transcription factor activity, RNA polymerase II-specific; protein dimerization activity.
UUUUUUUUUUCUCUCCUCCCAUCCGUGCAGGCCGCCGCCCUCGCGCUGCUCACGGAGAUAAAACAAAGUGAGCGGCGACGCUGUCCGCCACUCAUGAGCACAGCCAGGCAGCCCCCGGGAGCUGACGUCCUGAAGCCGGCCUUCUCCGCAUACCAGCGCCAGCACCACCCGUCCGUCCCGCCAUGUCCACGGGUUCCCUAAGCGACGUGGACGACGAGCUGCUACUGGACGGCCUGCUCAAGUUGACCUCGGCCGACAGCGCCGAGGACAGCUCCAACGGCGAGGGCCGGGCCGUUGACACCGCCGCGCGCGCGCCGCGUACCAAGCGGCGCAGGACUGCGUCGCGCAAGGCCGCGUCGCGCAAGUCCUGCGUGGGAGAGGAAGGCGGUGGCGGCGACGGCGUCCAAGGGGAGGGCAAACAGGUGCAGAGGAAUGCGGCCAACGCGCGCGAGAGGGCGCGGAUGCGCGUGCUGUCCAAGGCCUUCUCGCGGCUCAAGACGUCCCUGCCGUGGGUGCCGGCCGACACCAAACUGUCCAAGUUGGACACUUUGCGCCUGGCGUCCAGCUACAUCGCGCACCUGCGGCAGGUGCUGGCCAACGACAAGUACGAGAGCGGAUACGUCCAUCCCGUCAAUCUGACGUGGCCCUUCAUGGUUGCCGGCAAGCCUGAAAACGAGCUGAAGGAAAUGUUGAGCUCGGCGCGCUUAUGCGGCCCCACCGCAUCCUGACCAAAACACACUUUGGAUACCCCCCCGUCAUGCGCACGUCUUAUCUCCGCAGACUUUUCGAGUGGGAAUAACGGAGGGCUGCUUGGAGGGAAGGCACGCGUGCCCUCCUCCUCCUUUCGUUCCCGUAACAAGAAACUUAUUUAAGUGCAUUUUUUUUUUACAUCACUCUUUAUUGUCUUUGCUGGCCCAAGACAAAUUGGCAUUCUCUUUGGCAUAUGUACUCUGCAUCAACAUUUUUUUUACGUCUCUGAAAUUGUACAGAUGCUCGAAAUAUACAAUCUCUAUUUGUAUCACUUGA